AUGUCAUGGAUGUUUUUCUCGUCGUUUGAGCUCAACCAAGAGACUGUGGCUUCCAGUGGCCAUGGUGUAAAUGUUCCACCUUGGGAGGUGGUUCGAAUAUCUCUGCUGGAUUUACUUCUUUGCAAUCCCAACACGGAUGUUGCAAUGUAUGAAUCGGAUGAAAUCAUCAAGUACCUUGUACCACAUAAACUUGUUAGUUUAUCCUCGAUUUUUUUUCCAGGGAAUGCCUUUUAUGCUGUCAGGGUUUCUUCACGACAAGCCUCUAAAGAUCUGGGCGAAUUGAAAACUCAAAAAAGAAAGAGAGAGCUAUAUCUUAAAGCUGGAUUUUGUGAGCAGCUUUCGCCUUUCUGUAAGAUCGUACGAGAAAGGCUGGUUGAAUUGGAGCUCCCUCACGUUUACUACAAUGCCGCUCGUGGAAGUCCCAAACGAAAUUAUCUCUUGGAACGGACUGGAAUUUUUCAGGUUCCUUUCUUAGAAGACCCCAACACCGGCGUGGAGAUGUUUGAAAGCUCGGAGAUUAUCAAGUAUCUUAACACAACGUAUGCCUUGUAAAGAAAAGAGAUUCUCAUUUUAUAAAUAAAUUCAAGCAGCAGU
This is a messenger RNA of Selaginella moellendorffii, 594 nucleotides long. RefSeq lists its product as uncharacterized. The coding region runs from base 1 to 552 and encodes 183 amino acids. Gene Ontology annotation, cellular component: chloroplast. NCBI's taxonomy places the organism in Eukaryota, Viridiplantae, Streptophyta, Lycopodiopsida, Selaginellales, Selaginellaceae. The record is from RefSeq and is a predicted model, not a curated record. The transcript has 5 exons.